This is a messenger RNA of Aspergillus ruber CBS 135680, 1268 nucleotides long. Its product is annotated as NmrA-like family protein. The transcript is spliced from 2 exons. NCBI's taxonomy places the organism in Eukaryota, Fungi, Ascomycota, Eurotiomycetes, Eurotiales, Aspergillaceae. Bases 206 to 1162 code for a protein of 318 amino acids. The record is from RefSeq and is a predicted model, not a curated record.
CACUCGACCAUGAGAGGAAAUCUUAUCCGAUUGUCAUUUUUAUAACUUAUCAGUUUAUCUAAAAUAGAAUAAUAUGUGAUUACAUCACAACAUUAUCACCAACAUUAUCACCAACAUUUAACCUCUCAAUUCAAUUCAAUUUAAUUCCAAUUUUCCUGCAGUCAACUCCACUCAAUCCCCUCCCAGUAUAGAAAAGGAAAGCAAAAUGACCCCCAAAAUCGGCGUCUUCCCCGCCUCUGGCAGUCUCGCAGCAAGCAUCAUAAACCACCUCCUCCGCCUCGUUCCCGCCAGCGAACUCCUCCUCAUCGCCCGCUACCCCGACAAACUCGCCCAUCUUAGCCGCGAUGGCGCAACGAUUCGCUACGCGGACUAUGAUGAGCCCGAGUCAUUGAAUAAGGUGUUUGAUGGAGUGGGAGUGUUGAUGCUGGUUUCGUAUGCAUCGUUUGAGAUUGAGCAUCGCGUUGAGGCACACAAACGCGCAAUAGACAGCGCAGUCCGCAGCAAUGUCCAACAAAUCUUCUACUCCUCGCUCGCCUUUGGCGGCGACCUUGCGACGACCUCCGUCGCACAUGUAAUGGGCGCCCACCUCGCAACCGAAGAGUACCUCGCAGGCCUCAACCCAGGCUACUUCUUUAACUAUACCGCCAUCCGCGAGGGCAUAUACUCCGAGUCCUUCCCGAUUUACACAGCCUGGUUCGACCCGUCCGACCCCACAUCCUCGCCAAACAACGAGAUCACAAUCCCACACGACGGGUCCGGUCCGGGCGUUGCGUGGGCGAAGCGUGACGAACUGGGCGAGGCAACUGCGAAGAUGAUCAUCUCGUAUGUGAAGAACCCCGAGGGCUUCCCGUAUGUGAAUCGGGUGGUGCUCCUUAGUGGGCCGCGGGAGGUGAGUUUGAAGGAGACGGUCGAAGUGUUGGGACGGGUUACUGGGAAGGCGUUGAAAAUUCGGGAGAUUUCGGUGGAGGAUUAUGCGGCGUUACCGCAAAUUGGGGAUAGGCAUAUGUAUCAUGGGAGGGAUUUGGCGGUUGAGUGGGCGAGUGCUUGGGAGGGGAUUCGAAGGGGGGAGACGGCCGUUACGACGGCGGUGUUGGAGAAGUGGUUGGAGAGGGAGCCGGAAGAUUAUGAGACUACUAUUACAAAGUUUAUUAAGGGUCAGUAGUGUAGUGUUGUGUAGUGUACAGAUUAGUAUUACUUAAAUGUUGGGUAUCACACAGACAUCUAUCCGAUCGCAUCGCCUAUUGUACAUUGUCGCAUUCGCUAAAGUC